Messenger RNA from Daucus carota subsp. sativus, 1446 nucleotides. RefSeq names its product protein RADIALIS-like 4. NCBI's taxonomy places the organism in Eukaryota, Viridiplantae, Streptophyta, Magnoliopsida, Apiales, Apiaceae. Gene Ontology annotation, molecular function: DNA-binding transcription factor activity. The record is from RefSeq and is a predicted model, not a curated record. The transcript has 2 exons. The coding region runs from base 959 to 1261 and encodes 100 amino acids.
CCCAAUUCCAAAGUCCAGAAUCCAAUAUAUAAAUAGUUUAAUACUGAUAAUUGUUUUUGUGUAUGCUCUCCUCUGCUGCAACCAAACUAUUUACAGACACAUCUUCUUUGGACUUUUGUUUACUCAAACAUGCAUUUCCAGACUCCUUUCAACAUCACCAACCAUGUCAUGUUGCUUUUCUUCUUCACAUUAUAUUAUAUAUAUUCAUGCAACCAGCUAGCUAACAAAUCUUCUGAAGCAGCAUAAAAAAUGUCAGAUGAAGCAGAUCAUGAAUGAUUAAACUUACCACAAAAUUUAGUAUUACAUGCAAGUGCCUGCAGUAGCUACAGAAGAAACUAACAAAAUAGAUAGCAACAUGACAAGCUCCAUGUUUUUCUCUUGCCCUCUCCUCUCCUCCUCUUGCACUUGACCUUAAGGUGACUACUGGGAGCUUAAAAAAAAGUGUUUCUGGCUUAAAAUAAAGAAGUGGACUAGAACAGUGAAAGGUAAAUUAAGAAGAUUAAACUGUUUGGGAAGGAAGUAAAAGUGUUUAAACAAAAGCUAGCAUUCUCAGCUUCUUAUAAGUGUUUCUGGCUUUUUACACAAACGGGUCAAGAAAAGUAGAAGCCGGUUUCUUAUCCAAAAAAGUCGGAAGUAGUCUUGCCCAAACGGCACUAUGUUUCCAAUUCACCUUCUUCAAUUAUUUCUUGCAUCACAGAGUAUAUACAUUAAUACAUGUGUAGGCACAUUAUUUUCUCACAAGAUGACUUGCAACUUUUCUCUAUACACGAUAUAUAAGCUAGUAGUAUCUCAAAGGAGCCUCCUAUUAAUUCUAAUAACCCUCCUUCCCUCAACAUCUAUCAUAAACAUUUUGAUCCGGUAUGAGAUCUAAUUAACACAGUUUUCUUAAUCACUAACUCUCUAUUGAUCAAAGCAUUAUUAACUACUAUUUGCUUAAUCAAAAAAUCAGCUGGUUACUAUGGCUUCCAGUUCUGUAAGAGAUAGUCUUUCAACAUGGACAGCAGAAGAAAACAAAGCCUUUGAGAAAGCACUUGCUCAGUUCGAUAGAGACACUCCUGAGCGGUGGCAGAACAUAGCAGAGCUAGUUGGCGGUGGCAAAACCGCGGAACAAGUGAAGGAACAUUAUGAGGUUCUACUUGAAGAUCUCCGCCGCAUUGAGUCUGGCCAUGUUCCUAUACCUAGUUACCAGAACACUGAAAUAUCUACCGCCAAUGAAGAUGAAGAAAAGAGGCUUUUGAAGUAUCUCUGCAGGUUUCAGUGAAUAUCCCGGGGAGAGUUCUACAAGUUACUCCUACUAAUUUCAAGUCCAUCUGUGCCUGUGUCCAUCGAUCACUCUUCUACUAUCAAUUUUCUGUUUCAGUACUGUGACUCAUGUAUGUCAAAAUAGAGAUGCAAGGUGUGUUAUGGACCUAUGGUGAUCUUAUUAUAGUUAAUUUAUGUUGUUGC